This is a messenger RNA of Anolis carolinensis (green anole), 2668 nucleotides long. RefSeq names its product interferon regulatory factor 4. Gene Ontology annotation, molecular function: RNA polymerase II cis-regulatory region sequence-specific DNA binding; protein binding; DNA-binding transcription factor activity, RNA polymerase II-specific. NCBI's taxonomy places the organism in Eukaryota, Metazoa, Chordata, Lepidosauria, Squamata, Anolidae. Bases 133 to 1485 code for a protein of 450 amino acids. The transcript has 8 exons. The record is from RefSeq and is a predicted model, not a curated record. Gene Ontology annotation, cellular component: nucleus. Gene Ontology annotation, biological process: regulation of transcription by RNA polymerase II; immune system process.
GGGCAGGACGGAAAGCGAAACCGCCUCGGGGAGUUUCGGUUUCUCCUCGCGGCCGCGUGCGUAUGUGCGCGCGUGUCCCGACUAGCCGACCUCGGGGAGCCCCGCGCGGAGAGGGAGCUCUGCCUUCUUGCCAUGUCGUCGCCUCCGCUGCGGCUGAAGGAGUGGCUGGUGGCGCAGGUGGAGAGCGGGCGCUUCCCGGGGCUGCGCUGGGAGGACCGCGGGCGGAGGGUCUUCCGCAUCCCCUGGAAACACGCCGCCAAGCAGGACUACCGACAGACCCACGACGCCGCCCUCUUCAAGGCCUGGGCCAUCUACAAGGGCAAGUACCACGAAGGGCAGGACAAGGCCGACCCCUCUGUGUGGAAGACCCGGCUCCGGUGCGCCUUGAACAAAAGCACCGACUUCAAGGAGAUCCCGGAAUUGAGCCACUUGGACAUUUCGGAACCGUACAAAGUGUAUCAGGUGGUGACCAGCCCGGCUCCCCCUGAAUCCCAGCAAGAAACAGAUAAAGAAAAUAGUAAAGAGUCCCUCCAGGAGCCAAACAUACCUGCGACGUCUGCACAACAAGAACGGAGAUCCAAUGGCAGAUCCAACAAGGCCAGCUCGGCAUCCUCAGAUUCAGGCGAGGAAGGCAAGGACGAGCCCAUACAAACCGACCAGGGUUCCUCAGGGCUGGACCAGGUUUCCCCAAAGUCAGUCCAUGCUGAGCAACAGGGCCUCCAAGUGAAAGGCUUUUUCUAUGGCUGUACUCCAGCGCAGUUUCGGUGCCACGCGGUGCCCCACAUCAUCGGCCCCACCUCCCAAUGCGCAGACAUGGAGAGCAUCAACUCAGACUUCUGGCUGCACAUCCGCCUCUACUACUGCAACGUCCUGGUGAAGGAAGUGACCACCAGCUCGGCCGAGGGCUGCCGCCUGACCUUCCUCCCGGUGCCGGCUGACAACCCCUGCCUCUACGGCCCCAGCGGCAUGGAGCAGAUCGAGCUGCCCUCCCCGUCCAUCCUGGCCGGGAAGAGCCAGCUGUCGCGCGGGGUGGGCGUGCUGGAGCGGCUGCUGCCCCACCUGCACCGGGGGGUGCUCCUGUGGGUGGCCCCCGAGGGGGUCUUCCUCAAGCGGCAGUGCCAGGGCCGCGUCUACUGGAAGGGGCCCCUGGCGCCCCACGCCGACCGGCCCAACAAGCUGGAGCGCGAGAAGACCUACAAGCUGAUGGACGCUGAGCAGUUCCGGCAGGAGUUGGAGACCUACAAGAGCCACGGAGAGCCUCCUCCUCAGUACCAGAUCAGCUUAUGCUUCGGAGAGGAAUAUCCUGCGGCCCUCAACCAAAAGUUCCAGGGCUUCAUCAUGGCACAUGUCGAGCCAGUCUUUGCCCGGGAUCUCUUCCUUCACGCCCAGCAGUCGGUUCCCCGUUCGCUCCAGAAUUCUCUCUGCUGCAAUGCGGACGCUUCCAGGAACAUGAGCCAGAUCCUGAAGCAAAUGUGCUCCCCUUGAUGGGCCAUGAAGCCCGGCUCGUUCGGAAUUUUUUAAAGUACCAACACUGUCUUUCAUCCAGGACAGGACCUGGGUGUAUUCAGCAGCGAGCAUCUCUGGUGUGGAAGGAGGGCAUUUAACCUGGACUGCAGGCUGUUCGGUCAUUGCAACUUAAGACUAAUUCUAAGCAUUGGUUUUAAUGUCAGGGAAUGGAAGAAUGCCUUGCUCUGAAAGCAUCCAGGAGUCAAGAGUCACACAUUUGCCCCAUAACUUUGAAUAUGUUUUGACAGAUUUUAACUGAGUUUUUUAAAAUGCUUGUGUUCAAUUCUAUUUUAAUGUUUGCAAUUUGUAUAUUUUUUAAAUUGUACGCUCAUGCUUUUAUUGAGUCCCCUUGGGGAGAUAAGAGGGAUGUAAAUAAAUAUAAUAAUAAUAAUAAUAAUAAUAAUAAUAAUAAUAAUAAUAAUAAUAAUAACAACAAUAACAACAGAUUACAAUGAAUAGGCACAUCAAUAUGCACGCCAGGAGCCUUGGUUGCAUCUACACUGUGGAAUUAAUGCAGUUUGACGUCACAUGCAACUGCAAUGGCUCAAUGUAAUACAAUCCUGGGAUUUGUAGUUUGGCAGAGAAGGCUCUCAAGGGCCUUGUAAAACUACAACUCCCAAUUGAGCCAUUUGCACUUAAAAGUGGUGGCUGAAGAUUUGUAAAACUAUAAUUCCCAUGAUUCUGUAACAGGCAUGGGCAAACUUGGGCCCUCCAGGUGUUUUGGACUACAACUCCCACUAUUCCUAACAGCCUCAGGCAAGCAGCUGAGGGGGAAAAGGAAAGGGCCUGAGGCUGUUAGGAAUGCUGGGAGUUGUAGUCCAAAACACCUGGAAGGCCCAAGUUAUCCCAUUCCUGGUGUAGCACAUGCUUUAAACAUAUAAGCAGUUCUGCAUUCCCUGCAUUGGCCACUAGAUGGCACUGGGAGCCCAUUUAGCAAGAUAUUUUAAUCCUAUUUUCCAUUUUUCCUUUUAAAGGAGCUAAACAUCCUUCAGCCUCCCCUGCAAUUAAAGUUAAAGCACUAUUUUCCACCUCUGUGUAUGAAACCAGAAGAGUAUAACAACCCAGGUUUAAAUCACUUUUAAUUAAUGUGGUUUGACAAUUGCUUUAAUUGCCAUGUCUCAAUGCUACGUAAUCCUAGGAAAUGUAGUUUUGCAAGGUCUUG